GCUUGUCAAAGGUGAAAUGAACGUGAAUUUGAAACCGUAAAAAUUAAAUGCUUUGGAACUUCAAAAUAUUGACAGAUUUGUACUUUUCGCGGGUGUCCAAGAUCGAAAAGAAUGCUUCCCGCGAUGAUACCAAUUUCUUGUUUGACCGCAAUGCAGGAGAAAAUUUUAAUAAUGCUCUGUUUGAAUAUGGGAUGACACAAUGUCUAUGGUUGUCGCCCUAGAAGAUGACGAUAUAUUUCACGACGAAUUUUCAAGUCCUCUUGGUGACAUGCAGGUUUUACUUUCUGGAUUCUAAUUUCCGGUAUGGGAGGACGUAUGGGAGCAUAUGGGAGCAAUUCUAUGGGUGCAUUACGUCAUGCUCGUGGAUAGGAAGGUACAUUUGUGGCUGGUUUUGCAAGAGUUGAAGUUCAGGGAAGUUCAAGAUGGCCGCUUGCAAGGAGUGAGGUUUUUGAAAACGCCAACAAAUUGUGUGUUAAAAGACAAAAAUGUCCAGCUUCAGUGGCGGACCUUUGACAGAGGAAGAGGAAUACUUGUUAGAAAGAUUUAAAGUCCUGCGAGAAAAGAAAAAAUUGCUUCAAAAAUUGAAGGAAAAAGCUGAAACUAAAGUGAAGCCAGCUGUAAAACGAGAAUUAGCUCCAACUGCAAGUAUUACUCCUGAAGAUGCCAAGAAAAAAGCUGAGAUGCUUGUUGCUUCUGGGUGUGUUAAAAUAUCCAAGACAUCUGUGAGUAGAGAAUUCAAAAGAGUAAGAACGUCCGAAAAGAAACUGGCAAAGGACAGCUUAUCUGAUCAAGAAUUAGCUCCUGUUGAAAAGAAGAGAACACAUUCAGAUAUCAGUGCAAUGAAGGAAAUGUACAAUAGCAAUUUUGUUAAAAGCAGAGAGAAUCGUGACCAUGACUCGAACCCCAAUCAUGGAUACCGAGAUUAUAACCGAGGAUAUCGAGAACCAAGAAAAGGUAACACCGUCUUCAUUAAAGGUUAUGGUCUUACAGAAGAGAUUGUAAAAAAGGAAUUUGGCAAGUAUGGGACUGUUACUGAUGUUCAUUUUGAAAGGGAUAGAAAGUUUGGUUUUGUUACAUAUAAGAGUGUGGACGAGGCUCAAAAAACAAUUGAUGAGAUGAAUGGUGAAAAAGUUGGGGGUGUUUUUGUCCAAGUUUCAUUUGCAAGAAGACAGUUUCAUAAUGAUCGAGGGGAUAGCCCAAUGUGGGCAAGAGAUCACAGACCUCGUGAUCGUAGUGAGAAACCAUCACAGGAUAAUCGAGAGUUGCAGAGAUACGGUGAUGGCGAUGAUUUCUUUUGAGAGUUUUAUCUUCAGGUUGCUUGUGUGUUGCUGGCGUCAAACGCUAGGUUGAAACUCUGAGCCAUUUCUACAUACACAGCAGGCAUGUGGUAGAAAGUAGCUAUUUGGGAAUGAAAUAUACUAGAGAAACAUGGUUUAGUUACUAGUUGGAGAAAACUAGGAUUUGUAAUGCAACCAGAAACACUCAGAUUCUAAAUCAAACUUCAUGAUACUGCAAUCGUCUAAGGAUAACCAAGAUCCUUCUCUCUGACUAGGUUGUAUAUUAAAGGCUAAUAAUUCACACAACUGCUUUAAUAAAGUGCACAUUUUAAUGCAGAUAAUUUAU
Molecule: messenger RNA, 1623 nt
Organism: Dendronephthya gigantea
Lineage: Eukaryota; Metazoa; Cnidaria; Anthozoa; Malacalcyonacea; Nephtheidae
Product: negative elongation factor E-like
Exons: 16
Coding region: 486-1298 (270 amino acids)
Biological process (GO): negative regulation of transcription elongation by RNA polymerase II
Cellular component (GO): NELF complex
Molecular function (GO): RNA binding
Source: RefSeq, a predicted model, not a curated record